AUGGACUCUAAUCGCCACUACGCUGAGUUAUAUACCAAGUAUAAACAGUACUUUAAUAUACUCUACUCUAAGAUUAAUGAGUACAACGUAGAGCUAGAAAACACAUACAAUAUAGACGAGAAGGGCUUUAUAAUAGGGGUCAUUAGCAGGUUAAAAAGAGUAUUUAACAAGCAUAAGAAGGGCUUUACAAUUAGAGCUUGUCAAGAUGGCUCGCGUGAGUGGGUGAGCCUCCUAGCUGCGAUCUGCGCUGAUGGUACUGCUCUUCCACCUAGCAUCAUCUUUGCGUCAAAAAACUCCACCCUCUAG
Didymella exigua CBS 183.55 is the source of this 306-nucleotide messenger RNA. RefSeq lists its product as uncharacterized. The transcript has 3 exons. The record is from RefSeq and is a predicted model, not a curated record. Lineage: Eukaryota; Fungi; Ascomycota; Dothideomycetes; Pleosporales; Didymellaceae. The coding region runs from base 1 to 306 and encodes 101 amino acids.